AUGAGUUCGUUCGGCUACGACCCGUACUUUUCGACCUCCUACAAGCGGCGCUACGUGGAGACGCCCCGGGUGCACAUCUCCAGCGUGCGCAGCGGCUACAGCACGGCGCGCUCCGCGUACUCUAGCUACUCCGCGCCGGUCUCCUCCUCGCUGUCCGUGCGCCGCAGCUACUCGUCCAGCUCCGGCUCUUUGAUGCCCAGCUUGGAGAACCUCGACCUGAGCCAGGUAGCCGCCAUCAGCAACGACCUCAAGUCGAUCCGCACGCAGGAGAAGGCACAGCUCCAGGACCUCAACGAUCGCUUCGCUAGCUUCAUCGAGCGCGUGCACGAGCUGGAGCAGCAGAACAAGGUCCUGGAAGCCGAGCUGUUGGUGCUGCGCCAGAAACACUCCGAACCGUCCCGCUUCCGCGCCCUGUACGAGCAGGAGAUCCGCGAUCUGCGGCUGGCGGCGGAAGACGCCACCAACGAGAAGCAGGCACUGCAGGGCGAGCGCGAGGGGCUGGAGGAGACUCUGCGCAACCUGCAGGCGCGCUACGAGGAGGAGGUGCUGAGCCGCGAGGACGCCGAGGGCCGGCUGAUGGAAGCGCGCAAAGGCGCCGAUGAGGCCGCGCUCGCCCGCGCCGAGCUGGAGAAGCGCAUCGACAGCCUGAUGGACGAGAUCGCCUUCCUGAAGAAGGUGCACGAAGAGGAGAUCGCCGAGCUGCAGGCUCAGAUCCAGUAUGCGCAGAUCUCCGUGGAGAUGGACGUGUCCUCCAAGCCCGACCUCUCCGCCGCCCUCAAGGACAUCCGCGCUCAGUAUGAGAAGCUGGCCGCCAAGAACAUGCAGAACGCCGAAGAGUGGUUCAAGAGCCGCUUCACCGUGCUGACCGAGAGCGCCGCCAAGAACACCGAUGCUGUGCGCGCUGCCAAGGACGAGGUGUCCGAAAGCCGCCGCCUGCUCAAGGCUAAGACCCUGGAGAUCGAAGCAUGCCGGGGUAUGAACGAAGCUCUGGAGAAGCAGCUGCAGGAGUUGGAAGACAAGCAGAACGCGGACAUCAGCGCCAUGCAGGACACAAUCAACAAAUUGGAGAAUGAAUUGAGAAGCACGAAGAGCGAGAUGGCGAGGUACCUGAAGGAGUACCAGGACCUCCUCAACGUGAAGAUGGCCUUGGACAUUGAGAUUGCAGCUUACAGGAAACUCUUGGAAGGCGAAGAGACCCGGCUCAGUUUCACCAGCGUGGGCAGCAUAGCCAGCGGCUACUCCCAGAGCUCGCAGAUCUUUGGCCGCUCUGCCUACAGUGGCUUGCAGAGCAGCUCCUACUUGAUGUCCGCUCGCUCGUUCCCAGCCUACUACACCAGCCACGUUCAGGAAGAGCAGACGGAGGUGGAGGAGACCAUUGAGGCCGUCAAAGCUGAGGAGGCCAAGGAUGAGCCCCCUUCUGAGGGAGAAGCAGAAGAGGAGGAGAAGGAGAAGGAGGAGGGAGAGGAAGAGGAAGGCGCUGAGGAGGAAGAAGCUGCCAAGGACGAGUCUGAAGACACGAAAGAAGAAGAAGGUGGUGAGGGUGAAGAGGAAGACACCAAAGAAUCUGAAGAGGAGGAGAAGAAAGAAGAAAGUGCUGGGGAGGAGCAAGCAGCCAAGAAGAAAGAUUGAGCCCUGUUCCCAACUACUCCAGGAAAAAAAAAAAAUCUCCCCAAAUCAGGUCAACCUCAUCACCAACCAACCAGUUGAGUUCCA
Molecule: messenger RNA, 1713 nt
Organism: Peromyscus eremicus (cactus mouse)
Lineage: Eukaryota; Metazoa; Chordata; Mammalia; Rodentia; Cricetidae
Gene: Nefl
Product: neurofilament light chain
Exons: 4
Coding region: 1-1629 (542 amino acids)
Biological process (GO): neurofilament bundle assembly
Cellular component (GO): intermediate filament; postsynaptic intermediate filament cytoskeleton; axon
Molecular function (GO): structural constituent of postsynaptic intermediate filament cytoskeleton
Source: RefSeq, a predicted model, not a curated record